ACAUUUUCGUUUUUAUUCACUGUUAGACCAUUGGUUCGCAGUUCCGAUUGACACCAAAACCAUCACGUUAGCAAACUCUGUCCUUUUCUUCUCAUAGUUCAACAUUGCUGUUGAAUUCAAAAGCUUUGUUUGGUUCUCCAGUUCUUGAUUCAUGGAACGUGCUCGGCGGCUCGCGAACCGGGCUCUGCUCAGGCGCCUGGUUUCGGACUCCAAGCAGCACUGCCCCAAUGGAUCCUUGAUGAGUUCAUCAUCUCCGGUAUCGAAUUCGCCUUCUAGGUAUGUCUCAUCACUGUCUCCCUAUGUUUUUCAUGGAAAAAGUACUAGAUCAGAUGUGUUACUAGGGAGGAAUGUGUCACACAAUGUUGGUAGUUUUGGUAUUGGGUCUCAAACUCGAUCAAUAUCGGUUGAGGCUUUAAAAUCUAGUGAUACUUUCCCUCGACGCCAUAACUCGGCAACCCCUGAAGAACAAACCCAAAUGGCUGAGUUUUGUGGUCACUCGAGUCUUGAUUCGUUAAUAGAUGCCACAGUACCUAAAUCGAUUCGUGUUGAUUCAAUGAAGUUUUCUAAGUUUGAUGAUGGGUUGACAGAGUCUCAAAUGCUUGAGCACAUGAAAAUGUUAGCUUCUCAGAAUAAGGUUUUUAAGUCAUUUAUUGGAAUGGGAUAUUACAACACCUAUGUUCCCCCUGUUAUUUUGAGGAACAUUAUGGAAAAUCCGGGUUGGUAUACCCAAUACACUCCGUAUCAGGCUGAGAUUGCGCAGGGACGUCUCGAGUCUCUGCUCAAUUUUCAGACCCUGGUUACGGAUCUUACUGGCCUACCCAUGUCAAACGCUUCCUUGCUUGAUGAAGGAACUGCUGCGGCAGAGGCAAUGGCUAUGUGUAAUAAUAUACAAAAGGGGAAGAAGAAAACUUUUUUUAUUGCCAGCAACUGCCACCCGCAGACAAUUGAUGUAUGCAAGACUAGAGCUGACGGUUUUGAUCUUAAAGUAGUUGUUGCUGACCUCAAAGACUUUGAUUACAAAUCUGGUGAUGUUUGUGGGGUUCUGGUUCAGUAUCCCGGAACUGAGGGUGAAGUUUUGGAUUAUGGGGAGUUCGUAAAGAAUGCUCACGCUAAUGGGGUCAAAGUUGUUAUGGCAAGUGAUCUCUUGGCAUUGACAAUGUUGAAGCCUCCUGGUGAAUUGGGGGUAGAUAUUGUUGUUGGCUCGGCUCAGAGAUUCGGGGUUCCAAUGGGUUAUGGAGGUCCUCAUGCAGCAUUCCUGGCCACAUCUCAAGAGUACAAGAGGAUGAUGCCAGGAAGAAUUAUUGGCGUCAGUGUUGAUUCUUCAGGAAAGCCUGCUCUACGUAUGGCAAUGCAGACAAGGGAGCAACAUAUCCGGAGGGACAAAGCUACGAGCAACAUUUGCACUGCUCAGGCAUUGCUUGCAAAUAUGGCUGCGAUGUAUGCUGUUUACCAUGGACCUGAAGGCCUCAAGACUAUUGCGCAACGGGUCCAUGGUCUUGCCGGGACAUUUGCAGCUGGACUUAAGAAACUGGGAACAGUGGAAGUUCAGGGGCUUCCUUUCUUUGACACUGUGAAGGUUAAGUGUGCUGAUGCAAAGGCAAUUGCUGAUGCAGCUUACAAGAGUGAGAUGAACUUGCGGAUUGUUGACCAUAACACUAUUACCAUUUCUUUUGAUGAAACAACUACAUUAGAAGAUGUGGAUAAGCUAUUUAAAGUUUUUGCAUGUGGAAAGCCUGUGCCAUUCACUGCUGCAUCUCUUGCACCAGAGGUUCAGAAUGUAAUCCCUGCUGGGCUUACAAGGCAGAGCCCAUAUCUGACUCACUCGAUCUUUAACUCGUACCAUACGGAGCAUGAACUGCUUAGAUACAUUCAUAAAUUACAAUCAAAGGAUCUCUCAUUGUGCCACAGCAUGAUUCCCCUGGGAUCUUGUACAAUGAAGUUGAAUGCAACAACAGAAAUGAUGCCUGUGACGUGGCCUAGCUUUGCCGACAUCCACCCUUUUGCCCCUACUGAACAGGCUAAGGGUUAUCAGGAAAUGUUUAACGAUUUGGGUGAACUGUUGUGUACCAUCACUGGAUUUGACUCUUUUUCAUUGCAACCUAAUGCUGGUGCUGCUGGAGAGUAUGCUGGAUUGAUGGUUAUUCGUGCAUAUCAUAUGGCAAGAGGAGACCAUCACCGCGAUGUAUGUAUCAUACCUGUCUCUGCACAUGGAACAAAUCCUGCAAGUGCUGCUAUGUGCGGAAUGAAAAUUGUUGCUGUUGGCACUGAUGCCAAGGGAAAUAUCAACAUUGAAGAGUUAAGGAAGGCUGCUGAAGCAAACAAGGAUAAGCUGUCUGCUCUUAUGGUUACUUAUCCUUCGACUCACGGAGUUUAUGAAGAAGGUAUUGAUGAGAUAUGUAAGAUAAUCCAUGACAAUGGAGGUCAGGUUUACAUGGAUGGAGCCAACAUGAAUGCGCAGGUGGGUCUGACAAGUCCCGGUUGGAUUGGGGCUGAUGUUUGCCAUCUCAAUCUCCAUAAAACAUUCUGCAUUCCACAUGGCGGAGGAGGUCCUGGAAUGGGUCCUAUUGGUGUGAAGAAGCACUUGGCACCGUUUUUGCCAUCGCAUCCUGUGGUACCUACUGGAGGUAUACCAGCCCCUGACAAGAUGCAGCCACUUGGUACCAUUGCUGCUGCACCUUGGGGUUCUGCACUUAUUUUGCCAAUAUCAUAUACCUACAUUGCCAUGAUGGGAUCUAAGGGACUUACAGAGGCAUCAAAGAUAGCUAUCUUGAAUGCAAACUACAUGGCAAAACGUUUGGAGAGCCACUACCCCAUUCUUUUCCGUGGUGUGAAUGGAACAGUUGCCCAUGAAUUCAUUGUUGAUUUGAGGGGCUUCAAGAAUACUGCUGGGAUAGAGCCUGAAGAUGUGGCCAAACGUCUUAUGGACUAUGGAUUUCAUGGACCAACUAUGUCAUGGCCAGUUCCAGGCACACUUAUGAUUGAACCCACUGAAAGUGAAAGCAAGGCAGAGUUAGACAGGUUUUGUGAUGCUCUUAUCUCCAUUAGGGAAGAAAUUGCACUGAUUGAGAAAGGAAAAGCUGAUAUUAACAACAAUGUUCUCAAGGGAGCUCCUCAUCCACCGUCAUUGCUCAUGGCAGAUGCAUGGACAAAACCAUACUCUCGCGAAUAUGCAGCCUUCCCUGCUCCUUGGCUCAGAUCCUCCAAAUUCUGGCCUACCACAGGACGCGUCGACAAUGUGUAUGGGGACCGCAACCUCAUCUGCACUCUUCUCCCGGUGUCACAGAUGGUUGAAGAAGAAGCUGCAGCUACUGCUUAAGCUUCAGCUGUGUACUGCAUUCUGGAAAGUUCAAACGCCGACAUGAAGCAUUCCUCCUUCCUCCUCUUGUUGUAUAUAAACUAUUAUAUCAUACGCUUCUUUACGGCUUCUUUCGUUCAUCUAGAAUAUUGAUAAUCAGCUGCUCUAAUUACAGUAGUAGCUAAUUAUUCUCAAACAAAAAAGAAAAUAAAAAAAAAAAGGGAAGAAAAAAAGAAAAUAAAAGAAAAAAUGUAAGUAAUUGCAACUCAGAUGUUGUAAUUGUCGAUGUUUUUUUCUUUGAUCUCUCUAGGUUCUUAAUUGAUAGACGAUAGUUGGUUGGCAUUCAUAUCCUUUGUCGGAUGGAAGAAAAGAAACUUUCAUUCUUAGUUCUAAUUAAAUAUUCGAUAGUGUUUAUUAAGUAAAAA
Messenger RNA from Cornus florida, 3720 nucleotides. Its product is annotated as glycine dehydrogenase (decarboxylating), mitochondrial. Gene Ontology annotation, cellular component: glycine cleavage complex; apoplast; mitochondrion. The transcript has 16 exons. Lineage: Eukaryota; Viridiplantae; Streptophyta; Magnoliopsida; Cornales; Cornaceae. The coding region runs from base 152 to 3316 and encodes 1054 amino acids. The record is from RefSeq and is a predicted model, not a curated record. Gene Ontology annotation, biological process: glycine decarboxylation via glycine cleavage system. Gene Ontology annotation, molecular function: glycine dehydrogenase (decarboxylating) activity; glycine binding; pyridoxal phosphate binding.